AUGCCAGUCCCUCACUUCUCAACCCCGCUUCUCUUCUCUCCGGUUAUCGUCGCCGUUAUCCUCAUCUUCUCCGGCCACCUAGCACAGUCGUUUUCCUCCGAUGUCACCUAUGCCGACUGUGACCGAACCUUCUCAUGCGGUUCCAUCAGAAAUAUCUCUUACCCAUUCACCGGAGGCGACCGGCCAGACCACUGUGGCCUGCCGGAGUUUCGACUCAGUUGCUGGAACAAUCAAACCGAAUUCACCACCAACUCAGUCACUUACCGAGUUCUCCAAAUCAACCAAACACAAAAAGCCCUAGCUCUAGCCCGUUCAGACCUCUAUAACACCACCUGUACUCAGCAAUUCGUGAAUUCAACUUUCAAUCUUUCUUUUUUCACUUCGGGCGUCGAAAAUGAAGCUCUCACGUUGAUUUACGGCUGUAAUUCUUCUCUUAUGACUGUGAAACCACAUAAUUUAUUCACCUGCAAUGCGAGUGGUGUCAAUUUCACCGAUUCUUAUUACUUGGUCGGACCGGUUCCAAACGAUCCGAUAUUGAAUCUUUUUUAUUGUAGGGUUAGUGUUAGGGUUCCGAUGCUCAGGACUGUGGGUGAUAGGCUUACUAGGAAUCGGACAACUCUUGGGGAGGCUUUGGCUGAGGGUUUUAAUCUGAGUUAUAGUGACCCGUUUGACAGACAGUGCUCAUUUUGUACUGAAUUUGGUGGGCAAUGUGGGUUUGAUACGAAUUUGGGUGAGCCAAUUUGCAUCUGUGACAACAAGCCAUGUCCUGCGCCAGAAGGCAAGAGUGAUCGGACCCGAACAGCUCUUAUUAUAGGCCUUGUCUUAGCAGGUGCAGCUGUUGCUGGCAUUGGUGCAGGAUGGUUAGUCUUCUUUUCUAGACAAAGGAGAAAACGGCUAGCCGCACAUUCUGCUGAAACUGAAAGCAAAGACCUCCUAACUAUUCCUUCAAGCAAAGGCCUUGCUACUACUCCUUCAACUGCUUUCACUCGAAGCAUCCCUUCUUAUCCCUCCUCUAAAUCUGACUUUGGAAAGGAAAGCACCUACUUUGGAGUUCAGGUCUUCAGCCACACUGAACUUGAAGAGGCCACUGAUAAUUUUGAUCCUUCUAGAGAGCUUGGAGAUGGUGGCUUUGGAACUGUUUACUAUGGCAAGCUCCAUGAUGGUCGCAUAGUUGCAGUUAAACGCCUAUAUGAGAACAAUUUCAAGCGUGUAGAGCAGUUUAUUAAUGAAGUUGAGAUCCUCACACGAUUACAGCAUGAGAACCUUGUGAAGCUCUAUGGAUGCACAUCAAAACGAAGCAGAGAACUCCUCCUUGUUUAUGAAUUUAUCCCUAAUGGAACAGUGGCUGAUCAUCUACAUGGAAGACGUGCAAAUUCUGGUCUGCUCUCUUGGCCUAUCCGGUUGAAGAUUGCCAUAGAGACCGCUGGAGCACUGGCUUACCUCCAUGCAUCGGACAUCAUACAUCGUGAUGUUAAAACGAACAACAUUCUCCUGGAUAAUGAUUUCCAUGUGAAAGUGGCUGAUUUUGGGCUGUCCAGAUUGUUCCCCAAUGAUGUCACGCAUGUCUCAACUGCUCCACAGGGGACACCUGGCUACGUUGAUCCUGAGUACUAUCAAUGCUACCAGCUCACUGAAAAGAGCGAUGUUUAUAGCUUUGGGGUGGUUUUGAUUGAGCUAAUCUCAUCAUUACAAGCGGUAGACACCAAUAGGCACCGUCAUGAUAUCAAUCUGUCUAACAUGGCUAUCAACAAGAUUCAAAAUCGUGCAUUGCACGAGUUGGUCGAUCCAACUCUUGGAUUUGAAAAGAAUACUUCAGUGAGGAGGAUGACUACGUUGGUGGCGGAGUUAGCUUUUCGAUGUUUACAACAGGAGAGGGAUAUGAGGCCUUCAAUGGAUGAAGUGCUGAAGUCUUUGAAAGGAAUACAGAAUGAAGAAUUGAAUUCCCNAGAGGGAUAUGAGGCCUUCAAUGGAUGA
This is a messenger RNA of Ilex paraguariensis (yerba mate), 1974 nucleotides long. Lineage: Eukaryota; Viridiplantae; Streptophyta; Magnoliopsida; Aquifoliales; Aquifoliaceae. The record is from the annotation of a GenBank genome assembly.